Hypomesus transpacificus is the source of this 878-nucleotide messenger RNA. RefSeq names its product presenilin enhancer, gamma-secretase subunit (gene psenen). Gene Ontology annotation, biological process: Notch receptor processing. The transcript is spliced from 4 exons. NCBI's taxonomy places the organism in Eukaryota, Metazoa, Chordata, Actinopteri, Osmeriformes, Osmeridae. The record is from RefSeq and is a predicted model, not a curated record. Gene Ontology annotation, cellular component: gamma-secretase complex. Bases 207 to 512 code for a protein of 101 amino acids.
GUCACGUGUACGUAGUGCAGGAAGCGGAACAAGUGGAGAGGAAUUUUCUUUUGUUUUGCGCUGUUAAAUGCGAGUUUGAACGUCGGUAAGAAUUUUAAGCAGAGAAUCGAACAGACAUUUGACUGCUGUAUACAGUAACCUCUCAGGUGUCCAAGAAAGCCUAUCCAAACUGUCUGCUACUGUGAGUCAAAUUACAGGAAAGCAGCAUGAAUUUAGAACGCCUACCCAAUGAGGAGAAACUCGGCUUAUGCAGGAAAUAUUACCUCGGUGGGUUUGCCUUCCUUCCGUUCUUGUGGUUGGUGAAUGUGGUGUGGUUUUUCAGAGAAGCUUUUGUGAAGCCGGCAUACACCGAACAACUUCAGAUCAAAACAUAUGUAAAGCGAUCGGCGUUAGGGUUGCUAUUAUGGGUAGCGGUACUCACUACAUGGAUAACCAUAUUCCAACACUUCAGAGCACAGUGGGGAGAGGUGGCAGAUUAUCUCUCCUUCACAAUUCCACUGGGCAUACCAUGAGAAGCACGACAUGGAGAAAACUGAAAGUCACUGAUGAUCCACAUACCAAAGCAUGUCCCACAUAGAUCUGUAAAAAAAAAAAUUCUCCUUUGACUGAAAUAGUUAUGGGUGCAUCGGGCUACUGUACUAAUAUAGACAACAGCAGAAUUGAUUGGCAUAAGUAGCAUAGGAACCAUGCAUAGGCUAAUCAUUGUUAUUUCCUUGACUUUAAUGAAUGGGGAAAUGCUACGACUGCACCUUUCUCGAAAUGUUCUAGUUGAUUCAAAAGAUUAAUAUUUUAGUGUGUGGAAGGUUGUACACUUUAGAACCUUUUUUACGACUGUAUGUAUGACAAAUAAAUCGUACGUCCAUGAACUUUCUCAAUUA